AUGCCUUCUUUGUUGGAUCUGCCCCAAGAGCUUCGCGAAACUAUUAUCCAGCAUGUUCUCUGUGGCCACCGCAGGCCGCCCACAACACCCUCUAAAUCUGAUCGUGUCGAUUUCCAAGAUAUCGAGUACAAGGCAUGGCGCCAUGCCCUGUGCGGAAUCUACCACGAACGACGCAGCACGCACUGUCCUUCUAACUGUCUUUGGCUCCUCCUAACUUGCCGCCAACUAGCUGCCCAGACAAAGGCGGUCCUUAACCAUAUGGGAUCAGCAACAUACGUUCUCGACAUCUCUGUUUUAGACGACAUUAAUCUCUUCCCUACCUGGCUAUCAGUCCCGCAUAUCACAAACCGUGUAUCCACUCUCUACGUGGACGUACGUCUCUUUGGCCAUAUUAUCUCGAAAGAUAUAGCCCGUUACCAAGUUGGUGAUGGGGGCCGCCAUGGAAUUCAUUGGAGCUUUUACGCCUUACUUGAGCGGUUUCUCCGAUAUGGGCCUGUCGACGAAAAGAAAGAAAAGUGCGAAAGACCUACACCUAGCUCUAGGAGCCUAAACUUUGAAGAUCAUGACGUGACCGUUAAAGGACUUGUUCUUGACUUCAAGUCUGCGGAGCCCGAACUCUCCUUUCCUCCAGACGGAGUGACUUAUCGGAGAUGGCUAUCUUGGAACUCCGCCCGGGAUAGCUCCGGAAAGGGCAUUAAGCUCGAACAGUAUACCACGCGCCCAGAGUGGCUUGCGGAAUUCCUCCUAUCCGAAAUUCGUUCACUCCUUCGCAUGGGUUAUCAUACCGCUUUAUACGGGAAGAUCCUCUACGAGCGGAUCGGGACGAUUCGCAUACUUGUUGAUGGUGAUUUGAAGCACGAGGUCGAUCUCGCGGGUGAAUUGGCUAGCUUGCAGUUUACUAGCCCGCAGCAUACGUUUGGUCAUUUGGACUCUGAAGUGCGGCUAUGUUCAUUCAGGGAGUGGAAGAAACAGACGCUCGCCCGCCGGGAUCAGCUAGGGUUUCCAGUUAUUAGGCUAGGGGACCAGGAUUUAGUAUAA
Molecule: messenger RNA, 1038 nt
Organism: Penicillium riverlandense
Lineage: Eukaryota; Fungi; Ascomycota; Eurotiomycetes; Eurotiales; Aspergillaceae
Exons: 1
Coding region: 1-1038 (345 amino acids)
Source: RefSeq, a predicted model, not a curated record